UUAGCGCGUGCAGGGGGGGGGACCCUUAGAGGACCAAGGAGGACUCCCGGUGCUCCGGCACGUUAUGCUGCCGUUUUCUGUUUCCUGGCGCAGACAGCCGCAGGUUUAUAUAAAGCUGCACGGCGCGUCUACGGUCCGCUGGCGGCGAGAGGCAGCGGAGAGCAACAUGCCGGUGACCGGAGUGGGAGUCCACCAGACUGGAGGCACCUCAUCAGCAUCACCCACAGAUGGAAAACACGCAAACAUGGACUCCCAGUCUGACAACGGCAACCAGCAGCAGUCUGGGAAUGGGUGCGACCACCGGGGUCCAAACCAAAACCACGCAUCACAGCAUGUAGAAAGACCUGAGACGCAGGCCCUGCCCAUGCCAGUCCAAGAUCCCCCAAUUCAAUACACUAAGUUGUUCAUCAAUAACGAGUGGCAUGAGUCAUGCAGCGGGAGAAAGAUUCCUGUGUAUAAUCCCGCCACAGGAGAGCUGCUGUGUGAAGUGGAGGAGGCUGAUGCGGAAGAUGUGGACAAGGCGGUGAGGAGUGCUCGAGCCACCUUCCAGAUGGGGUCACCAUGGCGAUGCAUGGACGCCUCAGACCGAGGUCAUCUACUUAAUAGACUUGCUGACUUAGUGGAGAGAGACCGGCUACUACUGGCAACCCUAGAGUCUCUCGACUCUGGCAAAGUCUUUCUCAUAGCAUAUUUUGUAGAUCUGAUGGCCACGAUCAAAACCUUGAGAUAUUAUGGUGGCUGGGCAGACAAGAUUCAUGGCAAAACCAUCCCCAUAGAUGGAGAGUACUUUACUUACACACGACAUGAGCCCAUUGGAGUAUGUGGCCAGAUCAUUCCUUGGAACUUCCCGUUGAUGAUGUUUGCAUGGAAGAUUGCUCCUGCUCUGUGCUGUGGAAACACUGUAGUCAUCAAACCGGCAGAACAGACCCCAUUAUCAGCCCUGCACAUGGCUGCACUCAUAAAAGAGGCCGGGUUUCCUCCAGGUGUGGUGAACGUAGUGCCAGGUUAUGGUCAGACAGCAGGCUGUGCCAUUUCCCACCACAUGGAAAUAGACAAAGUAGCCUUCACUGGAUCUACUGCUGUUGGGAAACUCAUCCAGAAGGCUGCCGGUGACAGCAAUCUGAAAAGAGUUACACUAGAGCUCGGCGGCAAAAAUCCAAAUAUUGUCUUUGCAGACUGUGACUUAGAGUACGCAGUGGAGCAGGCCCACAGUGGUCUGUUUUUUAACCAGGGCCAGUGUUGUCUGGCUGGAUCCAGGGUGUUUGUGGAGGAACCAAUCUAUGAGGAGUUUGUUCGUCGCAGCGUAGAGAGAGCCAGAUCCAAAGUCCUGGGAAACCCACUGCUGCCAGGGGUGGAUCAGGGACCACAGAUCAACCAGAAGCAGUUUGAUAGGAUUAUGGAGCUGAUAGAGAGUGGGAAGAGGGAGGGAGCCACGCUGGAAUGUGGGGGGUCCGCAUGGAGUCAACAGGGACUUUUCAUCCAACCCACUGUCUUCUCAAAUGUCACAGAUGAUAUGCGCAUCGCCAAAGAGGAGAUUUUUGGUCCAGUGCAGCAGAUCAUGUGUUUCCGCAGCAUCCGUGAAGUCAUCCAGAGAGCCAACGACACACACUAUGGCCUGGCAGCAGGAGUGUUUACUAACGACAUUGACAAAGCCCUAACAGUCUCCUCUGCUCUGCAGGCUGGCAUGGUCUGGGUGAACUGCUACAAUGCCAUGAGUGCUCAGUGUCCGUUUGGUGGCUUCAAGAUGUCUGGCAAUGGGAGGGAGCUGGGAGAAUAUGCUCUUCAGGAGUACACGGAGGUCAAGGCAGUCACCAUCAAAAUCUCACAGAAGAACUCUUAACAACGUUAUAUCAGAGGACUGACUUUUUCCUGUCUUUUAAAUGAUCCGCCACCCUAUGGCUUCAGAUCUUCCACAGACAUUUUGCAAUAAUCAUAUGAUGGGGAUGUUUUGAAGGUGUCAUUCGAUUCUGUGUCACUUCAUGAACAUUUAUUCCUCUCAUUUCUGCUGAGAUAUUCCCUAUUUUUUCAAUAUCUUUUCAGUGCUAUGUCUCUUUUGCUUGAUGUUACAGUGGCAAUGCUGACUUUCAUCUAUCAAUGUUCCUCCAGCAUACUAUCUCAGAUGUUUUACUUUAACAGUUUAGUGUACAGUAGCCUAUGUUCUCUAUAGCAGUGUCUCUUUUGUGUUUGUGUUUGUGUUAGUUUAGAGAGUCUGUUUUUGUUCAGAGUUAACAAUUUAAAUAGCACUUUGCUCAAAAAGAAUUAUUUUAAUUGGUGCCGUACAAAAAAUAGACAAAAGAAAUUUCACAAACUAUUUACAUGGAUUUCAAAAUGAAAUCGAAAUUGUUGACCCAUAUUGAUAAUCAGUAAACGUUACACUGAUUUCAGUGCAGUUACCAUGAUCAUGCCCACUUCUUGUUUUAUAUCUGUAUUACAACAGGGUACUGUGCCAUGGUUUUUGUUGACAUUUUGCUUCAGUAGUAUAGCAAUUCAGAUAAAAGAGUAAUUUCUAUGUCUUUACUUUACACUGCAGUAAUUAUAGACUUUUUCGGUGGUUACUUAUAGUUAAUGCAUGUUUAAAAUGCCAGCUAUAAUGCUUUUCAG
Messenger RNA from Xiphias gladius (swordfish), 2601 nucleotides. RefSeq names its product retinal dehydrogenase 1-like. The transcript is spliced from 14 exons. The record is from RefSeq and is a predicted model, not a curated record. Bases 65 to 1840 code for a protein of 591 amino acids. NCBI's taxonomy places the organism in Eukaryota, Metazoa, Chordata, Actinopteri, Istiophoriformes, Xiphiidae. Gene Ontology annotation, molecular function: benzaldehyde dehydrogenase (NAD+) activity.